CCACUUGUUUGACUACAGCAACUAGCUAUCGAUCUGAAAAAUCACCCCCACACCAAAUUUAUAAAGAAAUAUUCCCCUGCCUGGUAACGUAAGCAAAUAAUACUACAUGGGUGGACAACAUUGCCCGCUCCCAGGAGCUCAUAAUUCUUGUUAAUUCACUCCCGCAUGCUGCAUGCUUUACCGUCUGUCAUCAUAACCUCCCGUGCUUUAACAUGAAAUUAAUUUUAAACGACUUUCUUAUUAACAAAUACACCUAUUCGCGGCCUCUCGAUUAAAAGGAUCCUACUGAAAAAUUCGGCAUACAUAAUAUAAAUUAACUCUACACUAUUGCUUUAAAUACCAGUCUUUAUCCCCGGCGUGCCGCCUGUUAUCAGCGUUAGCAAACGCUACCUUUACAGUCUUAACUCGAUUAUGCGGUGGUAGCUAAGCAUAAGAAACGAUAAAAAAUGGCAUUAAAAGAUAUGCCGAUUAUAAAAGAAGGCGGUCACUUUUCAUUUAACAUACAGAGCCACGUUUUAUGGAGCGUUGUUAGUUUGUUAUUGCCGUGCAGCCGGCUCAGUGUUGCCAGAUUCUGAUGGUGUUUGGCGUGUCUUCCCAGUGCCAGGGAGAGGCGAGUGCACUGCUAAUCCUGGAUUACCAAGCGCACGAACCUUCCUGCAGUUUAAGACCAGCGGCACAACUUCUUCUAUGGACAUCUGCCUGCUUCUUAAUGGGGAAUUUAACCUCCUCCCAUCCAAGGGGUCUGUCCAGCACUGCCUGUUUACAGUAUGUUCAGGAUGUGGUGUCACAGAACUGUGUCGUGAUAUUUUCCAAGACCACCUGCCCAUAUUGUAAAAUGGCCAAAAACGUCUUCAACGAAAUUGGCGCAACCUACAAAGUGAUCGAACUCGAUGAGCACAACGACGGGCGGAGUCUGCAAGAGGCCCUAGCUCAGAUGACCGGUGCCAGGACGGUCCCGAGAGUGUUUGUCAAUGGCCACUGCAUUGGGGGCGGGUCUGAUACCAAACAGCUCCAUCAGCAAGGAAAGCUGGUGCCUCUGAUCGAGCAGUGUGCUUCCUGCUGUGCUGCCACCGGCUCUGAAGGCUCAGGCGGCAGACAGUUCGAGGCGGCCAAAUGACUAACCGUUCUUACGGUUUUUAUCAAUGCACCACUUAUCACAUGUUUGCUUGAGCUCAUGCUACAAGGUGUACACUGCUUGAGCAUGACUAUAGUAUUUAUGCAUCAAAGUGCAGUGGAUACUUGAUGUAAAAAUACAUUUUCAUCCAGGGAUGUACAUUAUUAUGAUAAUGAUGAUGAUAUUGUUUUUAAUAUUAUUGUUAUGGCCUCAAUGUUUAAAUCAAAGCCUGUAAAGUGUGGGGCUGCUGUGUUACUCAUACAGCACUUGUACAUGUUUGUUUUAUUGAACAAUAUUACACUUCACUGAACUGUGAACAUCUUGAUGUAUUGAUUCUACCUUAGCGGUUGGAUUUAUUUCAGGUAACUUUUCAUAUUUUGCAAGAGCAAAAGAGGUAAACUUUGUAAAAAUAUGCAGAGUAUUGUACUGUUAUUUGCAUAAAAUGUGAAUAAAUUUAGUAAUUUGUG
Oreochromis aureus is the source of this 1581-nucleotide messenger RNA. RefSeq names its product glutaredoxin 2 (gene glrx2). The record is from RefSeq and is a predicted model, not a curated record. The transcript has 5 exons. Lineage: Eukaryota; Metazoa; Chordata; Actinopteri; Cichliformes; Cichlidae. The coding region runs from base 575 to 1117 and encodes 180 amino acids.